GCCGCAGCCCGCGCCGCUGGGCCGGAGCGCUGGCCGGAGCCCCGCCGCGCUGCCAUGGCGCCGAGGCGGCGCCGGGGCCUGGCUGCAGCGGGCUCCCUGCUGCCGCUGCUCUGCGCGCUGCUCCGCGCCGCCGCCGACACCAGCACUGGCCGGGGUUGGUUAAAAACUUAUGGCUACUUACUUCCAUCUGACAGCCAGAUGUCUGCCUUGCAGUCAGGAAAAGCUGUGCAGUCCGCAGUUGCCACUAUGCAACAAUUUUAUGGGAUCCCAGUAACAGGAGUUUUGGACCAGACAACUAUUGAGUGGAUGAAGAAGCCUCGAUGUGGAGUUCCAGAUCAUCCCCACCUACGCCAUAGCCGGAGGAAAAAGCGGUAUGCACUAACUGGACAAAAGUGGAGGCAGAAGCAUAUAACCUACAGUGUGCACAACUAUACCCCAAG
Grus americana (Whooping crane) is the source of this 440-nucleotide messenger RNA. Its product is annotated as matrix metalloproteinase-24-like. The record is from RefSeq and is a predicted model, not a curated record. Gene Ontology annotation, molecular function: metalloendopeptidase activity. Lineage: Eukaryota; Metazoa; Chordata; Aves; Gruiformes; Gruidae. The annotation marks the transcript as partial. Gene Ontology annotation, biological process: extracellular matrix organization; collagen catabolic process. The transcript has 4 exons.